UGGUUCUUCUCUGCAGCUGCACCUCCUCACCAAACCGGAGAGCUGUGUCAAGGUUUUAAGACAAUGAUGGAGACAAUAACAGCUCCACCCUUUGAUCACAUGAAUACGACAGAUAUAUUCGGUGGGAAUGGAUCCAUGUACGAUGACGAGUACGACUACAAAGACGAACACUUUGAGCUGAGACAGUCCCUGAACAUCAUGUCUCUCAUUGUUUACUCUCUGGCUUUUGUUCUCGGGGUCCUUGGAAAUGGAGUGGUCAUCUGGGUGACAGGGUUCAAGAUGAAGAAAACAGUUAACACAGUUUGGUUCCUCAACCUCGCUGUGGCCGACUUCCUCUUCACCGCUUUCCUUCCCCUGAGUGUCACAUACACGGCGAUGUCUUUUCACUGGCCUUUUGGCAAAUUCAUGUGCAAACUAAACAGCACUGUGAGCUUUCUGAACAUGUUUGCCAGUGUUUACAUCCUGGUGGUCAUCAGUGUGGACAGAUGUGUGUCUGUUGUGUGGCCAGUCUGGGCUCAGAACCACCGAAGUGUGCGGAAAGCGUCUUGUGUGAGCCUAGGUGUUUGGGUUCUGGCUCUGAUCCUCAGUGCUCCGUACUUCAUCUUCAGGGACACUGCACUGUCAUAUCACAAUAAAGACAUCAUCAACUGUUUCAAUAACUUUGCCUUUUCUGACGACUACGAAACUCAGUCUGUGAAUCAGUUGCGUCAGUUUCGUCAUCGGGCUAUGACUAUUACUCGCUUCCUUCUGGGAUUUGUGAUCCCCUUCACAGUCAUCGUCUCCUGUUACGCUGUAAUAAUCCAUCGUCUCAGGAGGAACCGCAGCCUGUCCAGUCACUCCAGUCGCCCUUUUAAGAUCAUCGCUGCUGUGAUCACCAUUUUCUUCCUGUGCUGGGCUCCGUAUCAUGUCAUGGCUCUUAUUGAGAUGGUUAAUCAUAUGGCUUCUGAGGCCAGUGAAACAUUAGACCAUGUCACCACUAUUGGAGUACCAAUAGCCACCAGCCUCGCCUUUCUCAACAGCUGCCUCAACCCUCUGCUGUACGUGUUCAUGGGCCAGGAUUUUAAGGAUAAAGUCCGCAGAUCCAUCCUGAAUGUCUUGGAGAGUGCCUUCCAAGAAGAGGUGUCCCGGUCUUACACCUACACAAACUCAAUGGCCAUCAGUCGGAGCAAAGACAAGUCUUACUCUGAUGCUGAAGUUUAAAGCCAUUCUUCAAAUGAAUAUUGUAUCUGUACAGGGCAAUUAUUUGUUUUCACAUAAAUGUAUAUAGAAUCUUUUCUGAAUAUAAUUUUUUUAAAUACAUGGCCCCUAAUGUGACAUUUUAUGUUUGCAUGCUUUCUGAUGUUCACCUUUUUGCAGUUUGAUUGAUAAAAUGUGAUAGUUCAAUGGAAAUCAACAGUUAUCUAAUUUUCUAACUGGUCUUGCCCCUUUAAUAAACUUAAUUAAAAUCUGAGAUAAGUGAUUGGUAGUGCUGGAAAAGUGGAAUUUUCCAAAGAAUUCCUGCCAACUCUGGAGAAUGUGACUACAUUUAUCUUGUGGCUAAAAGUCAUAUGUUGUACUGUAGAGAUGUAGUUUGGGCUGCACAAUCACUCACACAGCAACACCAGUCGUCUGUACUGUACAGACCAUAGAGGAAAUGUAAUCUGCUAUUUUGUGGUCAAGAGAAACCAGACAAACAUUCAAAAUAGAUAUUGCAAUAUUUUGUGGUGAAAUGUGCACAAGACAAGUGCCAGUACGCACACCCUAAAAACCCCCAAAAGUUUCCUUUAAAAGUUUCCUUUGUCAACAAAAAGAUGCAGACAAAACAUCUUUUGGUUCUGUCUACAUAUGAAACCAAGUAUAACCACAAGUGCACGAACUGUCUGACAACACCCGACAUUAUUUUAAAACUAUGUGACCCAGACUCAUGUUCCAAUGUAUGCACAAAAAAAUUGUAACCCAAGACAACCAUUACUUGGCUGAUUUGGAACCAUAAGUGCAGAGGAAAUAUCUCGGUUAACAUUUACGAUGUACUAUGUGUAGUAUAACUUACCUGUUGUUUAUCAGCCUAAAUUAAAUUAAAUAUUGUGCAUGUAUAUUAUAGUUAUUAUGUGUUUAUUACACUCCUAUAAAGUCGUAGUGCCAUUGUUUAUUUGGCUUCCAGGUCUGACCUGAUGUACUUUUUUCUUUUUUCUUUUGCUUUGUUUUUAAUCCCCAUAUCCAGAUGCACAUCUAAUGCCAAAAUCCAAGGCAUUUACAUACAUUCUUUAUAUUGUACAUAGCUGCUUAUUUUAUAAACCUCAACAGAUUUUUCAGUAUUUUUGAAGAGAAGAAAAAAAAAAACCCUCAGAAAUCAAUUGUUAUAUUUACCUAAGCUAGUUAUGUCAACCUGUACCAUAAAACUUGGUUGAUUAAGCAGAAAACAGAAUAUGCAAUUAAGUGUUCAGAGUUAAAUUAGA
Thalassophryne amazonica is the source of this 2435-nucleotide messenger RNA. RefSeq names its product chemokine-like receptor 1. Gene Ontology annotation, cellular component: plasma membrane. Gene Ontology annotation, biological process: complement receptor mediated signaling pathway; phospholipase C-activating G protein-coupled receptor signaling pathway; positive regulation of cytosolic calcium ion concentration. NCBI's taxonomy places the organism in Eukaryota, Metazoa, Chordata, Actinopteri, Batrachoidiformes, Batrachoididae. Gene Ontology annotation, molecular function: complement receptor activity; G protein-coupled receptor activity. The record is from RefSeq and is a predicted model, not a curated record. Bases 64 to 1200 code for a protein of 378 amino acids. The transcript is spliced from 2 exons.